This is a messenger RNA of Rosa chinensis, 4312 nucleotides long. Its product is annotated as pentatricopeptide repeat-containing protein At4g21300. Bases 367 to 2880 code for a protein of 837 amino acids. Gene Ontology annotation, biological process: RNA modification. Gene Ontology annotation, cellular component: intracellular membrane-bounded organelle. Gene Ontology annotation, molecular function: RNA binding; protein binding. Lineage: Eukaryota; Viridiplantae; Streptophyta; Magnoliopsida; Rosales; Rosaceae. The record is from RefSeq and is a predicted model, not a curated record. The transcript is spliced from 5 exons.
GUGACACUGGCUGUGGCGGUGGGGCUAAUUAAAUUUCCGGUUUUCCGGCGGGGUCGGGUGCGGGUGGGUCGAUAUCUUAUUUCCAGAACCCUUUAACAGCUUUCCUCUGCAACCUCCUCCUCUUCUUCUUCUUCCUCCACCACACCCACACAAGUUCCAAGCUCUUUCCUUUGGCUCUCUCUGCUUCCUUCCUCAGGGGCACAUGAUGUGGCUGCAUAGACAAGACUCCUUCAAGGAGAAGUUUGAGGGAUCUCAGUGAAGCCAGUAACAAUGAUGCUGAUAAUUAGCUUUUAAGCUUUGAGCCAUUACCAUCAGAAUUAUUUUGGAUUAAGCAUUUGAUACACAAUUCAUCUACUGUAAAAAGAGAUGUACAGGAGGAUGUUAUGUUCAUUUUAUAGACCCUUUACACCACAAAACUCCAAGUCCAUACAUACAAACGCCAACUACUUCCUCAACUUGGAAGCAGCUUUGGCGACCCAAUUUGAUACUAUGUUGCAAGCAUGCAGUGAUCAUUCUUUUAUUCAACAAGGUAGACAAGUUCAUUCACAUGCUAUUUGCACUGGGCUUAUCGAAAAUAGUCUUGUCGCCGCAAAGCUGCUUGGCAUGUAUUUCCAUUGUGCUAGUGUUGUGGAUGCCAAGAACGUGUUCUAUCAGCUUGAUUUAAAGUAUAGUUUUCCCUGGAACUGUAUGAUUAGAGGGUUUAGUAUAAUGGGCCGCUUCGAAUUUGCCUUGCUAUUUUACUUUAAGAUGUUGGCUGCUGGAGUUUCACCUGACAAGUACACUUUUCCCAGUGUAAUCAAGGCUUGUGGUGGUUUGAAUAAUGUGAGAUUGGGUAAAGCAGUGCAUGAUUCAAUGCAGUUCAUGGGUUUUGAGGUGGAUAUAUACGCCGGUAGUUCUUUACUUCAAUUGUAUGUCAACAAUGGCUGUAUCCAUGAUGCACGCCGCUUGUUUGAUAAAAUGUCCCACAAAGAUUGUGUUUCAUGGAAUGUCCUGCUUCAUGGAUAUGUUAAAAAGGGGGAAUUAAGUAAUGCUGUUGGUAUAUUCAUGGAAAUGAGGAGUAGUGAAAUUAAGGCCAAUGCAGUGACAUUUUCUUGCAUUUUGUCUGUUUGUGCCUCAGAAGCAAUGAUUAGUUUUGGUACUCAACUUCAUGCGUUAGUUGUUGCUUAUGGUCUGGAGUCGCAUUUUUCAGUGGCUAAUACUUUGAUAGCGGUCUACUCUAAAUGUCAUUGCUUGUCUGACGCUCGUACGUUGUUUGAUAUGAUGCCACGAACUGAUUUAGUGAGAUGGAAUGGGAUGAUAUCUGGUUAUAUACAAAAUGGGUUUAUGAGUGAGGCUUCACAUUUAUUUAAAGAGAUGAUAUCUGCUGGUGUCAAACCUGACUCCAUCACAUUGGCAAGUUUUCUUCCGUCGGUUGCUCAACCGGCUAACCUCAAGCAAGCUAAAGAAAUCCACGGUUACAUUAUUAGACAUUGUGUACCUUUUGAUGUGUAUUUGAAAAGUGCACUUACCGAUGUAUACUCCAAGUGCAGAAGUGUGGAGAUGGCACGCAAUAUUUUCAACCAAAGUACCAGAACUGAUGUCGUGAUGUGCACUGCUAUGGUUUCAGGGCUUGUCCUUAAUGGGAUGAAUACUGAUGCAUUGGAAAUUUUUAGAUGGAUGCUUCGAGAGAAAUUGAGGCCAAAUACUCUUACCAUGGCAAGUGUUCUUCCAGCUUGUGCUGGUCUAGCUGCUUUGAAAUUGGGAAAGGAAUUGCAUGGCAAUAUCCUGAAGCACGGGCUUGAUAAAAGCUUUCAUGUGGGUAGUGCCCUUACUGGCAUGUAUGCAAAAUCUGGAAGGCUGGAUCUUGCUCAUCAAGUUUUCCAAAGACUGUCAGAAAGAGAUGCGAUCUGUUGGAACUCGAUGUUAACAAGCUAUUCUCAAAAUGGUAAACCAGAAGAGGCCAUUGAUCUGUUUCGUCAAAUGGGGAUGGGAGGUGUAAAGUAUGACUGUGUAAGCAUUUCAGCUGCACUUUCUGCUUCUGCAAACUUACCAGCACUUCAUUAUGGGAAAGAGAUUCAUGGUUUCAUUACUAAAAGUGAAUUUAGCUCUGAUAUUUUUGCCGAGAGUGCACUCAUAGACAUGUAUGCCAAAUGUGGAAACUUAGUUCUUGCUCGCCGUGUAUUUGACUUAAUGGAAGAGAAAAAUGAAGUUUCAUGGAACAGCAUUAUUUCUGCUUAUGGUUAUCACGGUCGCCUCAAGGACUCUCUUGUUCUGUUCCGUGAUAUGCUUGAUAAUGGAAUCCUACCUGAUCAUGUCACCUUUCUUGGUGUGUUAUCUGCUUGUGUCCAUGCAGGCCAAGUUGAUGAUGGAAUGCUCUACUUCCGUUGCAUGACCGAGGAAUAUGGGAUCCCAGCUUGGUCAGAGCAUUAUGCCCUCAUGGUAGAUCUACUUGGGCGUGCUGGACGGUUACACGAAGCAUUUGAAACAAUAAAGAGCAUGCCAUUCUCCCCAGGUUCUGGUGUCUGGGGAACAUUGCUUGGAGCAUGUCGGGUACAUGGCAAUAUUCAGCUUGCUGAAGAAGCAUCAAGACAUCUUUUUGACCUGGAACCACACAAUUCUGGCUAUUAUAUGUUACUCGCAAAUAUAUAUGCUGAUGCUGGACAAUGGGAGAAUGUGCGUAAGGUUCGAAAUUUGAUGAAUGAAAGAGGAGUUCAGAAAAUUCCUGGGUACAGUUGGAUCGAGGUCAACAACAAGACUCAUGUAUUUGUUGCAGCAGACAGAAGUCACCCGCAAUCUGCUAAAUUACAUUCACUGCUCAACAUUCUUCUUCUAGAGCUGAGAAAAGAGGGUUAUAAUCCUCAAUUUUACCUUCCAAUGCACCCACAGACAAAGGGUAUUUGAUAAUCAGAAGGGUGAGGAAGCAGAUCAUUCUCUUGGGAUUCACUAUGGGCAUCUGCAUCUUCAAAGUUCAGAUAUUAUUUCCCUCUCCAUACUUUAUUUAUGAUACUGCUGCUCUAGUUAUCUGAAGUACAGGUGUAUUUAUGGGUGUUUUGUACAGUUCUGUUUUGUUAUGGACUUAUUCACUAUUUUCUACCCUUUCUUCUUACUAACGAGAGUAAUGUUUCUGACAAAAAUUAAAUCAAUAUGGAAAUGCUCUGGAGAUGCAUACUUAGUUGAGGAAUUUUUGAACGAGAAGGUGCUAUUGUGAAUAAAGCCUCUUCGUUCAUCUGGGAAAGUCAAUGAAAGCUUUAACAUAGGUCUAAAUUUCGCCUUCCCAUGUAGGAAAAACAAAUUACAAUAUGAUGGUUGCUAAUGUUGAACUUGAUGUAUUUCCAUAUUUUACCUUUUAUGGAUGUUGAGUUAUAACUAUGAUAUACAUCUUUGUGUUGAAAUUUUACUUGAAUGCUCCAAAAUGUGUGUUACUUGAAAUUGACCAGACAAGUUCCUGCUUCAGGUUUGGAGGGAAAAAAAAAGAAGGAAAAAAAGAGGAAGCAUGUGGGGGUGGAAAAGAGAGAUGGAGGUGCAGAUGGGUCGAGCAGCAAUUUUGGAGGAGGCUGCAAUUGUAAGUUACUUUUACCAUGUCAUAACUGAAAACUUACACAUUGAGUUUCAUAACUAAGGUUUAUAAUCUAUGAAUUAAUGACAGGUCUUCUCUACCCUUAGCCCAUUUGGAUCCCAAAGCUUCCAUCUUUAUUAUAUUUUUUCUUCUUCUUUCAUGGCCUUUCCAAAAUGCUGGUUUUGAUGCUUUUGCUGUGUUGUUGUGAUUUCUGAUUCAUGGGUUUGUUUCUGGGUUGUUCUUGUUUUGCUUUGUUUUGGGUGCGGAAGCAAGCCAUAUAUGAGUUGUGGAAUACUGGAAUGAGUGAAUGAUCAUCCUUUGUGGAUAGAAUUCAGUGUUUGAUGGGUUCAUUGUUGGUUCUGUUCAGCUUUCUUUGUUCCCAGUAUGGAUUUUAUGACCACAUUUUUCUAGAGACUUGCAGGAGUGGAACCUCAUAUUCCAUGCAACAGCUAUACCCUAGUAUAUAUCCCCAUAAUGAAUCAUAACUAAUGGCAGUGAGAGGAAUCAUAAUUUAACUUCUGACCUUUUGGGUAUUACAAGGAGGUGUUCAAGCAGACAAUGCUCAAUCAAGAAAUGAUAUUCCAGCAGGCAACCUGUCUAUCUUUUUAGCUUUAUAUAUGAACGAUUAGAUUUCACUUGAUGUCCUUUGAUGGAUUAAAGAUAGGGGUUUUGUCCCUUUACACCAAUUUUAGAGAUUUUUUUUUCCUCCUUACACCACUCACUCACUGUUUUCCCACUAACCCAUAAUAACUCUUAUAAGUUGUUCCUUAAUACCCA